Molecule: messenger RNA, 603 nt
Organism: Mercenaria mercenaria
Lineage: Eukaryota; Metazoa; Mollusca; Bivalvia; Venerida; Veneridae
Product: agrin-like
Exons: 4
Coding region: 106-480 (124 amino acids)
Biological process (GO): multicellular organism development; cell differentiation
Molecular function (GO): protein binding
Source: RefSeq, a predicted model, not a curated record
ACAAUCGAUAAUACACAACCUUGUAAGUUAGACUGUAAUUCAUUUAUAAUUAGAAACCUGAAGUUUAUUUCGCAAGCUUUUCACCGCUAAGAAAUAAUCCUCAACAUGAGAACUGCAAUUUGGGGAUUUUUAUUUAUUUGUGUUAUAUAUUCAGUUGAUGCAGCAUACAAAGUACAGAAUACAUACGACAGUCACCGGGACGUUCGUGAGCAUGGAACACAAGGUUCUAAACCAGUCUUAGAUGCCUUUGAUAUCCAUCCGGCAAACAAACCGGAAUAUGUAGCAGACUUCAGGCACGGCCACGGCCAUACAAAUCAAAGGGGUGGUGCCAGUGAGUUCGAGUGUCCUAAAGCGUGCACAAUGGAGCUGAUGCCGGUGUGUGGCAGUGACGGUCAGUCAUAUUCCAACAAAUGUGAACUCAUGGUUUCAGCCUGCAGACAGGGGAAGCGAUUAUACGUUGAAAAAGAGGGUCAGUGUUGAAUGAGCUACGGAACUGGUUGGAAAGGAGGUUAUAAGAGACUGUGAAGUGAAAAAAAAAGAUCUAAAUUUAUUUAUACUUGUGAAAAUCAUAACACUAUGAAAUAAAAUUUCAGCUGUCCUGUA